CCGGCGGGCGGGCGGCGGAGGCAUCCUCGGAUCCCGGCGCGCGGCGCGGAGGGGGCGUGCAACCGGGGACCAGCCCCGAGGCGCAGGAUGGAGGAGGAGAUGCAGCCGGCGGAGGAGGGGCCCAGCGUCCCCAAAAUCUACAAGCAGCGCGGCCCCUACAGCGUCCUCAAGACGUUCCCCAGCAAGAGACCGGCGCUGGCCAAGCGCUACGAGCGACCCACCCUAGUGGAGCUCCCGCACGUGCGGCCGCCCCCGCCGCCCUUCGCGCCGCACGCCGCCGGCUCCAUCAGCAGCAGCGAGCCGCCGCCGCCACCGCCGCAGCAGUUCCAGGCGCAGAGCUCUUACCCCCCCGGGCCCGGCCGGGCCGCCGCUGCCGCCUCGUCGUCGUCUCCGUCUUGCACGCCCGCCGCGUCCCAGGGCCACCUGAGGACUUCAGCGCCGCCGCCGCCGGCGGCCCCCGCCGCCUCAUCUUCCUCUUCUUUCGCCGCCGUCGUCAGGUACGGCUCGGGCCCGGCGGCCGCCGCGGGCAGCAGCAGCGCGGGCGGCGACGGCGCCAGCCUGGAGCUCAGCGCAGAGAGUCGUAUGAUCUUGGACGCCUUUGCUCAGCAGUGCAGCCGAGUCCUUAGCCUCUUAAAUUGUGGAGGAAAACUUCUGGACUCCAGCCACGCUCAAUCCAUGAUUUCUUGCGUAAAGCAGGAAGGCUCAAGUUACACCGAAAGACAGGAGCAGUGUCCCGUUGGCAAAGCGGUCCACAGUCAGACCUCAGACAGUGUAGACAUAGAGAUGCAAUAUAUGCAAAGGAAACAACAAACUUCUGCCUUCUUGAGGGUGUUCACUGACUCCCUACAAAACUACCUGCUCUCGGGGAGCUUUGCGACCCCAAACACCUCCUCGGUCAGUGAGUAUGGCCACCUGGCAGAUGUGGAUCCUCUGUCAACGUCGCCCGUGCACACACUAGGUGGCUGGACCUCCCCAGCGACGUCCGAAUCGCACGGUCACCCGUCCUCUUCCACGCUGCCCGAGGAGGAAGAGGAGGAGGAAGAAGAGGGCUACUGUCCUCGAUGCCAGGAGCUGGAGCAGGAAGUGAUUUCACUGCAGCAAGAAAAUGAAGAGCUCAGAAGAAAGUUAGAGAGCAUCCCAGUGCCCUGCCAGACCGUUUUAGAUUACCUGAAGACGGUGCUGCAGCAUCACAAUCAGCUUAUGAUCCCACAGCCAGCCGACCAGCCGACUGAGGGAAGCAAGCAGCUGUUGAACAACUAUCCUGUCUACAUAACGAGCAAACAGUGGGACGAGGCUGUAAAUUCUUCAAAGAAAGACGGGCGGCGGCUCCUCCGAUACCUCAUCAGAUUUGUUUUCACAACCGAUGAGCUUAAGUACUCAUGCGGCCUUGGGAAAAGGAAAAGGUCAGUGCAGUCAGGAGAGACAGGUCCUGAAAGACGCCCUCUGGAUCCAGUUAAAGUAACAUGCCUCCGAGAAUUCAUUAGGAUGCACUGUACCUCCAACCCCGACUGGUGGAUGCCCUCGGAGGAACAGAUAAACAAAGUGUUCAGCGACGCUGUGGGGCACGCCCGGCAGGGGCGGGCAGUGGGGACCUUCCUGCACAACGGUGGCUCCUUUUAUGAAGGGAUCGAUCACCAGGCUUCCCAGGAUGAAGUCUUCAAUAAAAACUCCCAGGAUGGUUCUGGUGAUUAGUGGACAGAAUCUUUCCACCCUAGCAGCCAGUCCUCUCAGCGGUUCCAGUUGUGAAUGUCUUGUUCCCAUCACGUUAGACUCCAAAGCAUGUCAUUCCGUCAGACGUUAUACAUCCUAAACCUUCACUCUCUUGACCCACUGCCACAGUUCCCAGUACAAAUCCAUUUUAGGCUGGUUCGGGAAGUCUGCGGAGCCUGCAAACGUUUUCAGACUAUAUCAUAAAAAGAAAAAAACUAGAGUUGUUUUUAAAGGAUUACUAGUUAGACUGUCUAGUGAGGGAGAAAAAAGAUAGAUUAGCUUCUUGUCACUGGUCUGAAAUUUUCAAGUAAGCUCUGCUUCCUGAGCAGAGCCGGUCCCCAUGGAGAUUGGGUUUAGAGUUCCUGCCCGUGGGAGAAGGUAGAGGCCUGGAACAAGCAUUCUCUUAUUUUAAUUCAAGUCGGUUGUCUUUAUGUUUUCCAAAGACUUGAAUUUAUACUUCUCAGCAAAGACGUAGGCUAGGCGACCUUGUGUCAUGUCUACGUUGACAGAGCCCUGUUUCAUUGAAAAGAAGCCAGAGAACAGAGGCCACCUCUAGACCAUGAUUAGUUGGAAGUCAGCUGUUUUUCCCAGUUACAUUUACCAAAAACAAAAAAACAAACAAACAAAAAAAGGCACUCUAUGGAGCUGACAACAGUGGUAGUUUUCACUGUGUCAGUCAAGAAACAUCCAGAGAUCCAAAGGUAAUUUCAAAUGCUUGAUUUUGUAGAUUCAUAGAUCCGCAGGCUUAAGUCAGGCUUUGUUGACACGAUGCCAGGGUGAUGGGUUGAACAGUGAGAACUUCCGUCAGUUAGUGGUUUGGUUCACUGAGGAUCAAACAAGUGGUGUGACUGCUGGUAUUCCCUGAGCUGACCCGAUGGUUUGGAGUUGUAUACGCCCAGCCUCGAGGCCAUGCUCACAACUGUGCUGCAGCUCGUCUGCCAUUUCUCUGAUACUUGAGGGUCUUUUUUGUGCCGAGUUGAUCUUUAGAAUUUGCAUACAUCUUGUUUCUCGUUGUUGCCAAUGGAAAUGUUUUAUCCCAGUGGUUGUGUGCUCCUUCCGCCAGGAUGCCCCCAAACUUUCUCCUCUGGCGAAUCCGCACCUACCAUUCCCAGCCACCCUCCCAGCUCAUGUGAAGUCAGUAGUAAUGUCUUUGGGACCAUUCCUUACCAACGAAUGCUCUAGAGACGCUAGACUCUUUCUGAGGGCCUCAGGUCGGGUGGGAGGGGAGGCGUCCUCUCCCCCCCAACCCAGAAAUUGCAGCUUCACAGAGCAGAGGGCCACAUGGGCAACAUCUAGUGAAGGCUACUGAUGUCAUCUAAAAACAGGACAAGGGUUUUGAAUUUGGGUUAGAAAUUCCUCUAAAUUUUAUCCGCAUCCAUCCAUAAAGAGGUGUAUUUUCAUUUUUUGCCUGCUUUUCACAAAGUAAAAUAAAUUACCCGUCAUAUGCGAUAAUUAGCACCAUCUCUGCACACGACCCUGGGGACAGGUCCUUCUCUAGCUUUUGUUAUCAUUAUUUCACCCACUGAAAAGUCUGUUUAUAGAGAUGGCCAUUUGUCAGAUCUGAUGUGGGAGAACUCAUAUUUCAAUCCUGCUUUGGGGCAAGUUAGGUAAAAUUUGCAAGUAACAGAAAUGAUAAGGGCAGGUGAGAUGGUGCAUAUGGGAUCCAUAAGACUAAUGUACUUUGGCUAUCCAAGGAAGAAAGAUACUCCCUGAGGAGUUUUCAAGGACUAGGAAGUCAGUAUCUUAGAAGAAUCUGAUGAUGUGAAAUCUCGGCCAGAAAAAAAAAUAUCACCAUAUCCCCCUCCGCCCUUCCAUCUCACUUUUUCUUUCUUUGCAUUGGAAUUUAGUCAUCCUUACUGCUGAGUACAAUGUCCUUUUUUUUUUUUUCUUUUUUUUUUUCUGUAGCAGCAGUAUUGGAUCACUGCCUUAAAAAAAAUAACUUCCAAUUCUUGCAAUCUCUUCAAGCUUGAGGAUUCCACACAUCUUACGUGUCUUCACUUCUACCAGCCAUGGUGGGCCAAUGCCAGCCUUGACUGAGGGUGGUGAUGGCAGCAUUUCUGCCCUCACUCUGUGUAACCAUGCAGGCUGGGGUGCUUACAGGUGAAGUGCUUUCACCACUCUUGUUAUCAUCCCCUGACAAGGCUCCUGAGUAGGGAGGCUCUCUCAAGCUAUGGGAAUUAUUUCUCUACCAGCUGUUUUCCAGUACUUCACCAAUUCAAAGGCAUCAGAGCUGCACACUGGUCUUCUCUUACGCACCUGAGCCAUCAAGGUCCAGAAGGAUGACUGCGUCCGCAGCCUUGCACAGCCAGUUCUGACACCUCUCCCGGGUCUGGGCCCUCUGAUUCCCCUGCCCCCAAGCAGACGUCCCAUCACACUCUCCAUCGUUGGUGUCGCUGCGUGUUCCUUAGCCCAGCCCGUUGCCUGACCUGGGCACUAACAGCCACAGCAUCUGCUUGGCUCCUUCGCUGUCUCUCUGCUCCUUAGUCCCUGUCUCAUGCUGCCAUUUACCUGGUUCAUGGUGAUUGCCUGCUCAGUCACCUCGUUUUUAAAUCAGGACUUGCAGAGGUUGUUUACUUCUUAUUUUUGGUGAAACCAUUGCGGCUUCUGUAGCAGGGUUAAUACUCACCACUGAGAACGUUGUCUCUUGUCACUGCUCUGUCCGCCUUCCGCUGAUGGCUUUGGAGACCUGAAGAGGUUGUGUAUUUUCUCGAUUAGAUUUUCCUACGUCUUUGGCAGCUGGACAAAUGGCUCCUAUGACGAGACUCUGACACACAUGUCAGCUUUUACAUCUUCCUUGAGUGGCUUCGGCACUGGUGUGAGAUUGACCUUAGAUAGCUUGGGAUGCAGCUAUGCUCUGCCUCGUCAGUGAGAGAACAGGGCAUAGUGCUGGCCUGACACCACUGCCCAGAUCUGGUAUCUUUGUCUGAAACGAGGGGUGGCCCAUAAACCCAGCCAUCACACGGGAGUCCCUCCCUACCCACUGUGACAGUGUCUUGCUGUAUCCUGAGUUUUCACACAGUAACAUCACGUCACCAGGGGGGUGCCCACUUCCCCGGGGAGCUGCCUGCAGUCCGCUGGGCCCAGGAUGACCUCUUGGAUCUGUUGGGAGGUCGUGGCCAGGCACCUGUGGAGGGGUCAUAUUCGGCCAGCCCUUACUAGAGGCACAUGGCUCCCAGUUUCAUUUGAAGGUCCACCUUCACAGUCUCAUGGGUUAACCUCAGUGUUAAAUGCUCUGGAGAAAAACCAUUCCUUGAAAAUAUCCAGCCCUUGAACCCAGGCAUCAUCCUCUUGGUGUUUCCGUUUCCGCCACAGCGUUCAGCUUCCUGUCACCCUUUGUGUUUCAUGAAGCUUCGUUAGGAAUGGAGAGGAUAAUAUUAGAGCAUUUGCAGGAAAUCAUCCCUUUGGUAGGGCACUGAGAGAUACACUGUACAUGUGACUACUUGUCAGCUGUGGAGCAAGUGGGUGAUUUUAUAUUCUGGAUCUUUCAUAGCCCUUCAUCAGUCAUAAACACAUUGACCUGAGAGAUCCCUUCCUCAAGAUUAUAGGGGAUAUAAAUUACUCGAUACAUUGUUUGAUCCAACUCCUCCAUGUGUCAGAUACUGAUAGACUGCUCUGCUGAGUUCUGUGAAUUAUUCUUGCAGGAUCAGAUGUUAUCCCAAAGUCUAGAUAAAAGUACAAACUUGGGAGUGUAAGGUUCAUGAUUUCUGCAUCUUCCUGCCCCUGUAAAGGCUAGUCCUCCGUUUUGGGGCUGUCCCAAAAUGGAUGGAGUGCACCCAGUAGGGUGAAGCAUGCACGCUUUGCAGAAAAGCAAGCGUAUGCUGAUUGCUCUCAUUGGAAUCCUGUCAUCCCAUAUGUGCUCUAGAACCUAAACCUCACACCCAUUGACUGCCUCCUCAUUUUUCAAUCAUAUUAAAAAAUCUUAUUCUCAGCUACCUUCGUUUUUUAGAAAAGAUUAAAACGUAGAACUUUCCUCAUUCAGUGCUGUGUCAUUUCACAGUGCAGACACUUGUAAUUUUUGACAGCUCUUAUAUACCAGUUUUUAGAAAUGUGCUCGAGAGUGAUUUUGCACAUAUGGUGCGAGUCUUGCCGGUGUGUGUUUAAUGUGGUGACACUUGCCAAAACUGCUUGGCUAAACAUGUCAAAUAGGAUGCUUGAGUCAGAACUCUCGUGUAAAUGUGUCUAAACAGCAGUAUGUAUCAUUAUGAGAUAUUUUUGUAAACAUAGUGAUGGCUUCUUUCAGUCGUGUAAGUACUGGAUAAAAAUAACUACUUCGCCUGGAAUAAUGUAGGAAAAUGUCACCCAGUCGAUGGCUCUCUGCAGUUACUUGCAUUAUCAGCCUUGGUUCUUCUAGUUGUGUUGUUUUAGAGGAAAGUGUUGACAUCAGACGACACGGAGUGCAAAGAGAGUAACCCACCGAUACUUGCUUCCUAAUAAAAAUUCAAAACCAUAGCAGAUAUAAUUUACACAUCAGAGCCUGCUUUUACCCUCCACGGUAUAUGCAAUUGCAGGAAAUAUGGAGCGGUCUGGAUGUCACUUGUCUAAUGACCAGCUCAGUCAGUUUGGCUACUGAAAGCACUUAAUUCCCAAAUCUUUAUGGUUAAUUGAUCUUCCUCGUGACCAUCCAUAGCUGGCUAAUAGAAGGGCUAGGUUUUCCUUGAGUCACAAUUGCCCAUGUUACAACGAAAAUGCAUCUUCUGAGACGACUUACUCAGAAGGCUGUCUGUUCUCAGAAUAAUUGCCCCCACACCAGUUGCCCAGUGGGUCCUGGCCGCAUUGGAAAAUACUUCAGCUCAUUUGAAACCAAUAACAAUAACAGUAGCUAGAGCUUAUGUUCAUCAGGCCCUUCGGUGCCGGGUACGUUGCUAAGCACUUUAAUGCAUCCUCUGAUUUUAAUCGUCAUAGCCACUCUCUAGGCUGUUGUUAAGCUCCCCAUUUCAUAAGGACCCUGCCCAAGGUCUUUAGCUGAUAAGAGGGACUCUUUGGGUUUAGUAAGUUCACUUUCCCCCAGUAGUCAGAGUUCUCAAGACCCAUCCACACUUUGCAAUGGGUUUGUUUAAUUAAAGUAGUGAAUAAGUUAAAAUGACUAAUUCGUUUACAUUUAUUUCAUAGGUUCCCAGUACAAAAAUGCAGGGAGGGAUAAAAAGGCAAAACUUGGAACUCAGUGAAGUGAUGUUCUUUGGGGACAGAUCAGAUAGAUGUUAGAAGUGGCUCUGGGUGUCAUUUAGCCAAUGUCCAUUUACUUUUUCACAUUUGUUGUUAUCGUAGCCUUAGAAUUGAUGACCUGGUUUGGAAGAGAGGGUUUUAUUUAAUCCAUGAUGUCCCUGUGAGAACUGUCGUGAAGAUUUUGUAGGAAAGUACAGUAAUCUGUUGAUUCUUUCCUGUUAAAGUCGUGGUUUUAACAUCUCUGACUGUGUUUUAAGUUCAAGAGCUUGCCCUGUUUCUAGGGAACGGGUCAUGCCCAGACCAUGAGAGGGUUUCUGAAACCCUCGAGGUCACUGGUCCAGUCCAAACCUGCCCCAUUUAAGCAUCUCCUUUGUGUGUCUCUCCUCUCUGGAACUUCAUGUAGCAGCCUAACACUGGGGCCAACUUGCCUUUACUCUGUUUUCUAUGAUGAAUACUUGUGGAGAAACUGUGACAAACCCAUUGAUCCUAAUAUUUUUAUUGUUGAAGUCUUGUUGAUCCUCUAUGAAUAAUUUCUAUUUGAUUGUACUGUGUAGCAUUAACACCCACUAGGGAUAUGUUAAUAAAAACUAUAAAAGCAUAGUGUAAUAUAGGAUAGCAAGAUUUUUGUGAACAAUUUAUAUAGAAGAGUAAGUUGUUUUUUAAGUGUUAGGCACAUUUCUUUUAGGAACUUACAAUGUUACAAGAGUUUUUUAAACAUUCAAUAUUUUUAAUUAUAAGAAACAUUUGUUACUAGAGCCAAUUAUUUCAGGUGUUCUAAUUGGAGUAUUGAUUUUAUUACCUCAUAUACCUCUAGAAUGACACAUGUUCUGUUGGAGAUAAAAUUGCACAAUAAAUGUCAAGUCUCUGUUAAGUGUUUUAACUUGCUUUUUGCAUCUUUCUCCAGUUUAUUUAAGAGGCUUUUCUAUUUCUGUUAAAAACAAAAAACAAAAAAAAAAAAAC
This is a messenger RNA of Sus scrofa (pig), 7833 nucleotides long. RefSeq names its product BEN domain containing 4 (gene BEND4). Gene Ontology annotation, molecular function: DNA binding. The record is from RefSeq and is a predicted model, not a curated record. Lineage: Eukaryota; Metazoa; Chordata; Mammalia; Artiodactyla; Suidae.